This is a messenger RNA of Harpia harpyja (harpy eagle), 1155 nucleotides long. RefSeq names its product nanos C2HC-type zinc finger 1 (gene NANOS1). Gene Ontology annotation, biological process: oogenesis; negative regulation of translation. The coding region runs from base 84 to 878 and encodes 264 amino acids. Gene Ontology annotation, molecular function: zinc ion binding; mRNA binding. Gene Ontology annotation, cellular component: perinuclear region of cytoplasm. The record is from RefSeq and is a predicted model, not a curated record. Lineage: Eukaryota; Metazoa; Chordata; Aves; Accipitriformes; Accipitridae. The transcript has a single exon.
UGGGGGGCCGGGGAGGGCGCCCGGCGCAGCCCCGCACCGCGCUCGGGGGAGCGGGUGCUCCCUGGGCGGCUGCACCCACCCCCAUGGAGGCUUUUCCCGGUGCCAAGCUGGAGCAGCACCGGCACCUCCCGCCCGUGGAGUGCCUGCCGGGCGCCCGCUACGGCGGCCGGAGUCACAGCGCCUGCGGGAACGUCUUCAACUCCUGGAACGACUACCUGGGGUUGGCCACGCUCAUCACCAAGGCCGUGCGCCCCGGCAAGGGUUUCGGCGCCGAGCCCCCCUCGGUGGUGGUGGCGGCUGCCGUGCCGCCGGCCGAGGAGGAGGAAGAGGAGGAGGAGGAGGAGGAAGAGGCGGCGGGGCCGUACUUCGAGGGCGCGCUGGACUUGCACGACCUGGACCUGUGCGGGCAUCACCACCACCAUCAUCACCACCACCACCACCACCACGGCGAGGGCCUGCUGGAGGAGCGCUUCGCCGACUUCAGCCCCUUCCCCGGGCGCGGCGGCCCCGCCGCCGUCGUUUUCGAUUGCUCGGGAGAACACCCGGGCCGGGAGGGCUCGCCCCACGCUUGGGGCGGCGUGGUGGUGGCUGGCCGGUUACCGACCCACCCGCGGGCCUCCUCCCGGUUGCUCAAACCCGAGCUGCAGGUCUGCGUCUUCUGCCGGAACAACAAGGAGGCCGUGGCUCUCUACACCACCCACAUCCUCAAGGGACCCGACGGCCGCGUCCUCUGCCCGGUGCUGCGGCGUUACACCUGCCCCCUCUGCGGUGCCAGCGGUGACAAUGCCCACACCAUCAAGUACUGUCCCCUCUCCAAAAUGCAGGCGGCCAAACAGCUCAAACACGCCCGGACCGCCCUGGGGAAGAAGGGCCGUUAGGCGCCGGGACCCCGGGGGCGACCCGGGCUUCCUCCCGUCUGUUUCUUUUUGGGGUUGUUUUUGGGGGGUUUUGGUUUGGUUGGUGGUUUUUUUGUUUGGUUUUUUUUUUUUGGUUUGGUUUUUAAAGCGGAUGGCGGUUUCGUUCCUUCACACGUUAAUAUAUUAUUAAAAGGCGGCGGCCGGCGCGCGCUGGCCCGCGCGGAGCCGGGCGGCGGGAAUUGCGCAGCUGAGAUGCACUGUAUUUGUUUAUUGUAAGAAAAAAAAAAAAAAAACAAAA